Molecule: messenger RNA, 4602 nt
Organism: Peromyscus californicus insignis
Lineage: Eukaryota; Metazoa; Chordata; Mammalia; Rodentia; Cricetidae
Gene: Nf2
Product: NF2, moesin-ezrin-radixin like (MERLIN) tumor suppressor
Exons: 17
Coding region: 478-2253 (591 amino acids)
Biological process (GO): positive regulation of early endosome to late endosome transport; positive regulation of protein localization to early endosome; regulation of gliogenesis
Cellular component (GO): filopodium; adherens junction; cytoskeleton
Molecular function (GO): actin binding; cell adhesion molecule binding
Source: RefSeq, a predicted model, not a curated record
GCCCGGCGGGUCGCUGAGGAGGGGGUUGGUGGAGGACGCUUCCCGAGGGCGCGCGGAGCCGAGCGGGUGACAGACACGCACGCGCGCGUGCGCUCCCGACUCCUGCGCGGCCCCGCGACCCCCGUCGGGCCGCUGAGAGGCGCGCGGCGUCCGCGCCGCAGCCGUCUAGGGUUCCAGUCCAGGGGCGUCCCCGGCGUCCCCAGCCCGAGUCUCCGAGCGCCGGGCCGCGCCCGCUCCUGCCCCCGCGUCCCGUCCUCGCUGCUGUCCGAGACUGUCCCUUAACUCGGCUUUCCGCACCGAGGGCCGGGUCCUCGCGGCCCAUGGUGGCCGCUGGGGACCCACGCAGCCUAAGUCCGUCUCGGGCCGGCCAGCCGGCCACCAUGGUGGCCCUGAGGCCUGUGCAGCUCCUCCAGGGGGGCUAAUAGACCCAGGACGCGGGCCUAGGGGUGAGAGGGUCCCAGGCCAGAGUCCCCCGCCAUGGCUGGAGCCAUCGCUUCCCGCAUGAGCUUCAGCUCGCUCAAGAGGAAGCAGCCCAAGACAUUCACGGUGCGGAUCGUCACCAUGGACGCCGAGAUGGAGUUCAACUGCGAGAUGAAAUGGAAAGGGAAAGACCUGUUUGAUUUGGUGUGUCGGACGCUGGGGCUUCGGGAGACCUGGUUUUUUGGACUGCAGUACACAAUCAAGGACACCGUGGCUUGGCUCAAAAUGGACAAGAAGGUGUUGGAUCAUGAUGUUUCGAAAGAAGAACCGGUUACCUUUCACUUCCUGGCCAAAUUUUAUCCUGAGAAUGCUGAGGAGGAACUAGUUCAAGAGAUCACGCAGCACUUAUUUUUUUUACAGGUGAAGAAACAGAUUUUGGAUGAAAAGAUCUACUGCCCUCCUGAGGCUUCAGUGCUCUUGGCUUCCUACGCUGUCCAGGCCAAGUAUGGUGACUAUGACCCCUCUGUGCACAAGCGGGGAUUUUUAGCCCAAGAAGAAUUACUUCCAAAAAGGGUGAUAAAUCUCUAUCAGAUGACUCCGGAAAUGUGGGAGGAGAGAAUUACUGCUUGGUACGCGGAGCACCGGGGCAGAGCCAGGGAUGAAGCUGAAAUGGAAUAUUUGAAGAUAGCUCAGGACCUGGAGAUGUAUGGUGUGAACUACUUUGCAAUCCGGAAUAAAAAGGGUACAGAGUUGCUGCUUGGAGUGGAUGCUCUGGGACUUCAUAUCUAUGACCCUGAGAACAGGCUGACCCCCAAGAUCUCCUUCCCAUGGAAUGAAAUCCGAAACAUCUCCUACAGCGACAAGGAGUUUACUAUUAAGCCACUGGAUAAGAAAAUUGAUGUCUUCAAAUUUAACUCCUCAAAGCUUCGUGUUAAUAAGCUGAUUCUCCAGCUGUGUAUUGGGAACCAUGACCUAUUUAUGAGGAGAAGGAAGGCUGACUCUUUAGAAGUUCAGCAGAUGAAAGCCCAGGCUAGGGAGGAGAAGGCUAGAAAGCAGAUGGAGCGUCAGCGGCUGGCUCGAGAGAAGCAGAUGCGGGAGGAGGCCGAGCGCACGAGGGACGAGUUGGAGAGGAGGCUCCUGCAGAUGAAAGAAGAGGCAACGAUGGCCAACGAAGCUCUGAUGCGGUCUGAGGAAACAGCUGACCUGCUGGCUGAAAAGGCACAGAUCACGGAGGAGGAGGCCAAGCUUCUGGCACAAAAGGCUGCAGAGGCUGAGCAAGAGAUGCAGCGAAUCAAGGCCACAGCCAUUCGGACAGAGGAGGAGAAGCGCCUGAUGGAGCAGAAGGUGCUGGAGGCUGAAGUGCUGGCGCUGAAGAUGGCCGAGGAGUCGGAGAGGAGGGCCAAAGAGGCCGAUCAGCUAAAGCAAGACCUUCAGGAAGCCCGAGAAGCAGAGCGAAGAGCCAAGCAGAAGCUCUUGGAAAUCGCCACCAAGCCCACAUAUCCACCCAUGAACCCAGUCCCAGCGCCACUGCCUCCUGAUAUACCAAGCUUCAACGUCGGUGGUGACGGCCUGUCAUUCGACUUCAAGGACACUGACAUGAAGCGACUCUCCAUGGAGAUAGAGAAGGAAAAAGUAGAGUACAUGGAGAAGAGCAAGCAUCUGCAAGAGCAGCUCAAUGAACUCAAGACGGAAAUCGAGGCCUUGAAACUCAAAGAGCGGGAGACAGCCUUGGACAUCCUGCACAACGAGAACUCAGACAGGGGCGGCACCAGUAGCAAGCACAAUACCAUUAAGAAGCCUCAAGCCCAAGGCAGAAGACCUAUCUGCAUUUGAGUCCUCAAAGUAGGUUAUUCCCAGCUCACUCUGCAGAGCGCCAAGUCCCGAGUGGCCUUCUUUGAAGAACUCUAGCAGUGACCGGCCACCUCAGGAUCUGCUACUUCUGUUCCUGACAGCGACAGGAUGGGCCUGACCCCAUGGGAACCAUCAGUAGAGGGCUGGCUUGUUUGGGAACUCUGAGUAGAGGGCCCAAUCCCCUUCGUGUGCAGUUGGUUUUGAACUCUGGCCUUGUAGAGAUCUCUCAAGGUGUUCUAGUUCACCUGGCCUUCUCUUUCUUUUCUUUUUUCUUUUUCCUUUGAGAAGUAUUUGUUGUUGUGCAUGGAUGCCAUCCUUCCUACGUUCUAGGCACUGUGGUGUAAGUGUCCCAGUGCCUGCUGCUGACUCCAGAACCUGGUUUGGGAAGUGACUUUAGGAGUCCAGUGUGGAGGCUGCCUAAAUUCGACCAUGCUGGUGCUACCCGCUCCCCACCAGGGUUCUGAGCUGUGCCUCCCCUCCACAGUGAGAACCUGACACAGUGCAGAAGCAUGGCCAGGCUCCUCUGAGACAGUGUUGUAGCUGUCUGAUGGCAGGAAGCGGGCUUAAGAUAGAAGUUGUGAUGAAAGGCUGGUGGCUAGCUGAAGGUCUGGGAGGCGAGUGGAGCCCAUGCGGGGAUCUGAUAGUAUAGUGUGUACACGACUCCCUUCAGGCUCAGUCACUUGCCUGUGGUAUGCCAGGGGUUUCCUGGUCACAGUCCCAUCAGUGCCUGGGACCCAGCUGUGACCAGGGCCUCCCUUCAUCAUCCCAUUCGGCACAUGGAACUCCAGAGCCCUGCUGCCCAUCCCAUCAUCCUCUCCCCAGCUCUGUCUAAUACCUAGGCCUCGUUGCCCUUGUCCUCCCUGAGGGCCCAGCAGUGUCCCUCUUGUCCCUCCGUUCCUGAGCCUGACAGAGGUAUCCACUCACAGGUUAACCCUAUGGGUUGCCUCUGUGCAGGGCAGCAGAUGCAUACCAUGUGGCUCACACACUCCAUGGUUGGGUCUACCUUCUCUGUAUUGGGUGUCACUACUGUGGCCCUUCAGGUCCUAGCAGAACAGGUGAUAUGUCUCAAUCCAUGAAAAGACGUAUAUUAACUGAAGACAGCUGAGCUGAGGGGCUGGGAACGAAGGUACACUCCACAAAACAGUUUGGUUUUGAGAAACUGAGGUGGUACUCUACCUUGUUCCCACUGGCUGGCUGCCCAUUUGGCCACUUUGCCAUCGUUAGCCACCCCUGAGUGUCACCCGGCCUCCCUGGGCACCUAGGUUAGGACUCUAGUCUGGAACCUAAGGCUGCGGGAAAGUCCUCCAGAAUUGACACACUGGCGUUUGCCAAGUCUGCCCUGGCUCUGAUGUUGAGCUGUCUCCUUGGGCCUGAAACCCAUCCCUGAAUUUCUUCCAGGAUUGAGUUUCUUCCUCUGUAAAUUUAAUCUUUGACAAUGGCUGUGGGGCACAGGAGCAUGAAGCUGGCUUCUAAAAGUGAUGUCAGGCCUUGUUUUUUAAUUUAACUACUGUUUGUAUCUCAAGUUUGGGGAAUGCCAAGCUGCAUAACGACGUGGGAGCCCUGGUAUUUGAGCAGUGGCAGGUAUAACCAUUGCCUGGUAGGUGGGGCCCAAACCCACUCAGUCAGGAGUACAUCAGCUCCUCUGAAGAGAGGCUGGGGUCCCCAGGGUGUCUUCAGUCCCAGAAGUAGGAGGACUGAGGUCUUUGUGGGAGAGAUGGACAUCUCUGAAGUCCAGGGGAAGUGGGCUCCAGCCCUGGCUAUUGCCUUUCUAGCUGCAACAGCUCUUGUGCAGAGGUACCAUGCUACUCAGACAGUCACUGCUCAGUGCAGGACACUGAGGCCUUGCUGUUGGCCUGUGGCCGGUCAUACAUCCUGACUGAGGUCAUACCUCGGCCACAGCAGCACUCUGACCCAAGUUAUUGGGGUCAGUUAUUGGUUUACCUGUCAGGCCUUGCUAAAUAACACCCGUGGAUGUAUAUAACACUACUUGAGUUACUGUUUUAUCAUCUUGUAGACAGGUUUCUCUUGUUUCCUCACUUUCAAAAAAGUCCAGAGGCUGACAGCCAGCAGCAGUGACUAACUGCCCUUGCCAACAGGGCCAGAGCCUCAAAGCCCCGGUGCAAGCAGCCUUCAUGGUGUGUGUGUGCGUGUGUUGGGAGGAUCCAGCCUCCCCCAGGGGCCUGAGACCAAGCCAGCGCUCAUGGGCUUCCAUUCCUCUGUUCUCUUAUUAAACAGCUCUUCCUGUUGGGCCCAGAACAUGAAGCUGUUUUCUGUUUGGGGUGGGGGGAUUGUAAUUUAAGUGAUUGUUUUAAUAAAAAUUCUAAGCUGCUA